Messenger RNA from Paramecium octaurelia, 172 nucleotides. The record is from the annotation of a GenBank genome assembly. Lineage: Eukaryota; Ciliophora; Oligohymenophorea; Peniculida; Parameciidae.
AUGUAAUUAUACAAUUGUGAUAACACAAUAUAAAAGUAAUUAUAUAAGGGUCACCAAAUAUUAACAUCCUUUAAAAUUAAUUAAACAUUUCUUGAAUUAGAAACCCCUUAAAUUGGAUAGAAUUCCAAAUCUAUUACAACCGAAUGACAUAUACAAUUUAAACAGGUUUCGU